This is a messenger RNA of Ostreococcus tauri, 822 nucleotides long. RefSeq names its product unnamed product. NCBI's taxonomy places the organism in Eukaryota, Viridiplantae, Chlorophyta, Mamiellophyceae, Mamiellales, Bathycoccaceae. The record is from RefSeq and is a predicted model, not a curated record. The coding region runs from base 1 to 822 and encodes 273 amino acids. The transcript has a single exon.
AUGCGCGCGCGAGGGCGCGUCGGCGCCGCGCGCGUCGGUGCGCGCGCGAGCGAGAGCGCGAGAGCGAAUGGACGCGCGCGGACGCGCGCGCGCGGUGGCGUCGAACCGGGGAUCACGGGACCGAGCGUCCGUCGAGGAGGGUGCGACGUGGGCGACGACGGCACGUCGGUGGAUGCCGUGGUCUCGGUGGAGGUGACGCGGGCGUCGGAGACGCGAUCGAGGGUGCGGGUGCGAUCGCGCUCGGCGCCGGGAUUGCUUCGGAGCGUGGCGUGGGCGCUCAACGGAAUGGAUUUGAUCGCGCACGAGUGCGCGAUCGCGACGGACGCGGAGGGGAUGGUGGAUAUGGAGUUUGAGGUCACCGAAAGGUGUGGGUCGAGCGGGACGAAGCAGCGGGCGAUCGAGGAUGAGGAUUUGAUUCGCGAGCGAUUGUUCGAUUACCUGGCGCAAUGUUCGCCGCACGGAGAGGACGUGGACGCGCAGGAGCGGUUGGAGGAGGAUGGGGUGAUCAUCGAUAACUCUAAAAACUCUGAUUCGACCUACGUCGCGGUGCGCGUGCCACCGGGGCUGACGAGCGACGCGAUUUUGUUGUAUCCCAUCGGGAACACGUUCACGGGGAGCGGACUCGUGGUGAAAAGCGGCAAGCUCACAAAGGGCGUCGAUCACGCCACGGGCGCGGCCUCGAAGACGUGGGAGUUCGACGUUGUUCGGAACGACGACCGCAAGAAGUUGCUCCCCGAACAAUUGCAGGCGCUGAUGUACACGCUCGCCUUGGUGUGCUCGCCGUCGUCGUUCGGGCGCUCGCACGCUUUCACGUCUCGAUGA